Molecule: messenger RNA, 2240 nt
Organism: Penicillium samsonianum
Lineage: Eukaryota; Fungi; Ascomycota; Eurotiomycetes; Eurotiales; Aspergillaceae
Gene: aspE
Product: septin
Exons: 3
Coding region: 434-2020 (528 amino acids)
Biological process (GO): cytoskeleton-dependent cytokinesis
Cellular component (GO): microtubule cytoskeleton; cell division site; septin complex
Molecular function (GO): GTP binding; GTPase activity; molecular adaptor activity
Source: RefSeq, a predicted model, not a curated record
AUUGAAUCCUUUCUUUUCCUUCUAUCUUUUCCAACUUUCUCCAAGCGCCGCUGUUGCUGGACGCUGUGAGCAGGCCUAUUUUCAAUAAAAACAAAAAACACCCCCCAAAAAAAGAGGAACUUUGAAGUUCGAACUUUGUUCAAGACCCAAUUUCAAUUCCAUCCCCCCUUCACCCACUGGCUGGGAACUUGUAUUUUGUUGAUUCCACUCUCGCUUAUUCUCUUUCCUUUUCUCUGCUGUCGCAGACACUUUCGUUUUCGAGCCCGAUACAUUUGCGUUUGGCAAUUGGCAAUUGGAUUGAAUCCCACUUUUGUCUAUCCAGUUUCGGAGCAGUUUUGAAUCGCUCUAUCUCCGGAUCUGUGCUGCACUAUAAGCGCUGUUGAACUCCGAUAUAUACCUAGGUAUAUCGUUUUAUUGACAAACCCAUCCCAAAAUGGCAACCCCCUCUACGCGCCUGGGACCUGAAACAGACAUCAGCCGUCGCACCUCCCUCGGUUUUCUUCGUCGUUCUAAAUCCACCGAACCCCUAGGCGAACACAAAUCUUCCCGCAAAAAGAUGUCCAAAACUCAAAUGGAAGAUGAGAUGCGUCGUCAGCGCGAGUCUUAUGCCCCUAAAGUCCCUCCCCGCUUGCCUGAUCUUUCCCCCGCCCCGCAACUGGAAACUUUUGGAGGUGAGGAACGUGAGAAGGUCGCCAACCCAAUCCCAAUCCGUCCACAGUCCGGAAUUCCCGCAUCGCCCUCUAUGACUGGGUCAAUCAGCAAUGUCGAUCCCUAUGCGCGCACUGAGAGCAUGACCCAUCGUGGCCGAUAUAGCUAUGCUAGUAGUGCUGUCAGCACUGUGAACAGCCCCCGCCGUGUGCGCCGUCGCAAGGACCCCACCUCAUACAAUGUGCUUGUCAUCGGUGCUCGUAACUCGGGGAAAACGUCAUUCCUCAACUUCCUCCGCAGUGCUCUGACCAUGCCCGCACACAAGCACCCCUCGCGCACCCCUGAGGAGGUCGAAGAGCUCGAGCGUCAAACCUCAGCCUGGGAAGGAUUCACGUCGCAAUAUCUGGAAACGGAGUUCGACGGAGAACGUGUCGGACUUACCCUAUGGGACUCUGUAGGUCUUGAGCGGAACAUCGCAGAUCUUCAGCUACGUGGCGUGACAGGCUUCCUGGAGAGCAAGUUUGAGGAGACCCUCGCCGAGGAGAUGAAGGUUAUCCGUUCUCCCGGUGCCCGCGAUACCCACAUUCACUGCACUUUCCUACUUCUGGAUCCUGUGCGUCUUGAUGAGAACAUCGCCAUGGCCGAGCGUGCUGCCAAUGGCACGUCCAAGGCCACUGAUGCGCCCGUGGUUGGGAUUCUGGACGAGAAUCUGGAUAUCCAGGUGUUGCGCACGGUGCUGGGCAAGACCACUGUCGUGCCGGUUAUCAGCAAGGCGGAUACAAUCACCUCCGCCCACAUGAACUACCUCCGCAAGGCGGUCUGGAACAGCCUGAAGCAGGCCAAUAUCGACCCCCUUGAGAUCUUGACAUUGGAGGACCAGGAGGAAGAAUACUCGUCGGAAAGUGCGGAUGAAGAGGAAAUCCUGGAGCUUGAGACCAAACCCGAGUCGACCGAGACUGGAGAUGCCAGCGAAGCUAAAGAAUCUGAGACCGCAACCGAAAAUGUCCCCAGCUCGCCCUCGCAGCUCAGCCAGGCCACUCGCCGGUCCAACGCGUCGCAGGCCAUCAACCAGCACGUUCCGUUCUCGAUUCUGUCCCCGGACCCUCACUCGCUGGCCGCUGGAGACCAACCCGUCGGUCGCCGAUUCCCCUGGGGCUUUGCUGAUCCAUAUGACGCCGAGCACUGUGACUUUGUUCGCCUGAAGGACUCCGUCUUCUCCGAUUGGCGCUCCGAGCUGCGGGAGGCCAGCCGUGUGGUCUGGUAUGAGCGCUGGAGAACCAACCGCCUCAACCGCAACGGACAGCCCGCGCCCGCCCAGAAGCAAAACUACGGUGGCCGUCAGGGACCUCAUGACGGCCGUCGCACGCGAUAAACGGGUUGUCUCCCCUUCCUUCUGUUCCCAUAGCUUUCUCUUCCAGCACAUACCCCCAUUCUUCGCGGCCUGGCACCUCGCAAGGCUUCUUUUUAUGUCAUACCUUCUGCUUUUUCUCUUCUGACAAAAUGUUUCGAAAUCCGGAACCUGUACUAGUCCUGUUCAUCUAUUGUUUGCACGGUAAUUUGAUAGUUUAUCUUGAAUGCUGCGUAAUUCCAAG